This is a messenger RNA of Aquila chrysaetos chrysaetos, 3642 nucleotides long. It is a transcript of the gene PRMT7, whose product is annotated as protein arginine methyltransferase 7. Gene Ontology annotation, biological process: peptidyl-arginine methylation. Bases 197 to 2293 code for a protein of 698 amino acids. Lineage: Eukaryota; Metazoa; Chordata; Aves; Accipitriformes; Accipitridae. The transcript is spliced from 19 exons. Gene Ontology annotation, molecular function: protein-arginine N-methyltransferase activity. The record is from RefSeq and is a predicted model, not a curated record.
UCCUGAGGCGGGGGAAGGUCCGGGCCUAGGCUGCUCUGCUCGCGGCCGGGCCCGUCCCGAGGUGACGCCCGCCCCCGGCAGAGCUGCCGCUGCCCGGGCGCGGGGAGCGUCGAGCAGCCAGUAUUUUGGGUAUUACACUGAAGCCAAAGCAGCAAGACCACACGUAAUACAUAAAUAACACAAAUUGAGAUUGAUUAUGAAGACCUUUUGUGGAAGAGCUAAUCCAACCACUGGUGCAAUGGAGUGGUUAGAAGAGGAUGAGAACUAUGACUACCAUCAGGAAAUCGCAAGGUCACGCUAUGCAGAUAUGCUUCAUGAUAAAGACAGAAAUACAAAGUAUUACCAAGGUAUUCGUGCUGCAGUGAGCAGAGUAAAAGAAAGAGGUGAGAAAGCAAUUGUUCUAGACAUAGGGACUGGCACAGGGCUCCUGUCUAUGAUGGCAGCUUCAGCAGGUGCGGAUUUCUGCUAUGCAGUUGAGGUUUUCAAGCCCAUGGCUAAUGCUGCUGUGAAGAUAGUAGAGAAAAAUGGUUUUCGUGACAAGAUCAAGGUAAUCAACAAGCACUCCACUGAAGUCACAGUUGGCCCAGGUGGAGAUAUGCAAUGUCGUGCAAACAUCCUGGUAACAGAAUUAUUUGAUACAGAGCUGAUAGGAGAAGGAGCUUUACCAACCUACGAGCAUGCACAUAAAUACCUUGUACAGGAAGGAUGUGAGGCAGUGCCUCACAGGGCAACAGUGUACGUCCAAUUAGUGGAAUCCAAAAGAAUGUGGUCCUGGAACAAACUGCUGCCUGUUCAUGUCGAAGCAGAGGAUGGUGAAAAAAUUAUUGUCUCCCCUUCAGAAAUGGAGAACUGUCCAGGUGUGCCUUCUGUUUGUGAUAUCCAGCUGAACCAGAUGCCAUUGAAUGACUUCACUAUCCUUAGUGACGUGGUGACAAUGUUCAGUGUGGAUUUCAGUAAGCCAGUAAGGAGUGCUUCUACCUACUAUAGAGUGCAGCUGGAGCCUGUAAAAUCUGGCAAGGCACAAAUCAUACUUUCCUGGUGGGAUAUUGACAUGGACCCCUCUGGGAAGAUAAAUUGCACAAUGGCUCCAUACUGGGUAAAAUCCACUUCUGCUUUCCAGUGGAGAGAUCACUGGAUGCAGUGUGUGUAUUUUCUUCCAAAUGAGGAGCCAGUUCUCCAGGGUGAGACGGUAUACCUGACUGCCUGUCGUGAUGAGUACUCCGUGUGGUAUAAGCUGCAGAAAGCCAGAGGAGCAGAGGAGAAUAAAGCAGAUGUUUGUGUUGAGAGUCCUGUUUGUAGAUGUCAGGCUCAUCUUCUUUGGAAUAGACCGCGCUUUGGGGCAUUAAAUGAUCAGAACCGAACAUACCAAUACAUCAAGUCUUUGAUGAAAGUUCUGAAAACAGAUAGUGUUUGCCUCUGUAUCAGUGAUGGCAGUCUGCUGCCUGUGCUGGCUCACUAUCUUGGAGCAAAGCAGGUGUUUACAUUAGAAAACUCUGCUGUGUCCUGUUCUGUCAUGGAAAAAUUUUUUAAAGCAAAUCAUCUUGACGAUAAAAUUAAAAUAAUAGAAGCACGUCCCGAGUUGCUGACGACUUCUCAUUUGGAAGAAAAAAAGAUUUCUGUUCUUGUGGGAGAGCCAUUUUUUACUACGAGUUUGUUGCCGUGGCAUAACCUGUAUUUCUGGUAUGCUAGGACAGCUGUGACCAGUCACCUUACCAGCAAUGUCACCGUCCUACCUCAAUCCGCGUCUUUGCACAUGAUGAUUGUGGAAUUUCAGGACUUAUGGAGAAUCCGGAGUCCAUGUGGCACCUGUGAAGGUUUCGAUGUCCAGACUAUGGAUGAUAUGAUUAAAAAUUCUCUGAAUUUUAGGGAAUCCAGGGAAGCAGAACCUCACCCUCUGUGGGAAUAUCCGUGCAAGUCACUCUCUGACCCCCAGGAAGUUUUGACAUUUGACUUCAGAAAGACUGUACCACAACAUGGUCUUGGCACAGAGGGUUCUGUAAAUCUUUUACGAAAAGGAAAGAGCCACGGAGCAGUUCUGUGGAUGGAAUAUCAUCUUGCUGCUGAUAUCUCUGUUAGUACAGGACUGAUGCAAAUUUCAAAUGAAAAGGGAAACUGUGAAUGGAAUCCCCACUGCAAGCAAGCGGUCUAUUUCUUCAGUUCUGUUAUUGAAUCAGAAACUCUGUCAGACCUUCCUAGUGCUGUCUUGUAUGCUAUAAAUUUUGACACAAAGACAGGAGAGAUUGCCAUGGAUUUUAAGCUAUUUGACUUCAGCAAAGUGAAAGGAAUGCCAUAAAGAAGCCAUGAGGGAGCAGGAGCCUACUCCACUUUGCUUUCCUGGUCACCAUGACAAAUAAUUCUGGUGAGUAGGAAUUUUUCCUCUUUCUCUUCCUAGGAGUGUGAUCAUAUUUGUAGACCUGGAAGCCAUCUGAAAUAUUCCUCAAUUUUUCAGAACUAUUUUCCUGACAAAGGCCUUUACACUUAAUAGAUGUAAGGCAGCAAUGAAAUACAUGAUUAAUGUUUUUCACUAGAACAGAAACCCUGAAGCUCGUACUGAGAUCUGUGGAUUUCACUUUUCAAAACUGUACUUGUAAGAUGCUUAACUUCAGACUCUCAUUUCUUACAAACUUUUCUGGAAUAUAUAGGUUACUGUUCAUUAAACAAUUGCUCCUAAUUUUGAUACACUGCGCCUAGCCCACAGGAAGUAUGGUGGCACAAAUCUAUUUGUUAUAUGUUGGGAACAUAAGCUGUACCAUUGUAAAGGGAACAAUAAUAUGGCCAAGUCUUCUAAAUGGUAAAGGCUUGGCCCUUUAUAAUAAUUAAAAAAAAAAAAAAAAAAAAAAAAAGGCACAGAGACAGUUGUGCAGGUCUGAAUGCAUAAGGCUUGCAUUGUGUAUGUAGCUUCUCAUCUCCUGGAGGAGGUAACACAGCAGAAAAAACUUAGAUGCUGCCUCCUGUGUUUGCUCAUGGCCUGACACAGAAAGCAUGAGCUGCUGUUCUUGUUCUGCAGUAGGAAUAGCUUCUGAAGGUGCUUUGCAUUUAACUGCACACAUGAUUCUGGAUUUAACAGAAGCAUACAGUGUUCUGAAGGGAACACAGAACUAAUAGACAGCACUAUAUUAGAAUUUUUAUGUUUUAAAAAUAAAAGUAAGAUGGAACAAAACCACAACUGAAUUUACAGUAUUUUAAUGUCUAGUGUUAACUUUCUCAAAGGUAACUGUCUAUGUAUGUGCCUGAAUCAUACUUCCUAAGAAAAAAAACCCAGAUAAAUUUGCUAAAAUGCCAAAGGGAGGAAAUCUACAUUGAUGGGAAUUUGUAUUUUGUUAUCACUGUUAUAUAUGUUGAAGAUAUGUGGGCACUGAGGUAGAUACUAGGCAUGGUGACUGAGAGGUAUUUUUAAACCCGUUUGGUAUUGUGAGACUUGGGACUAUUGACAUUCUCAGAGGUGGGUGUAGUGAGAGUGAAGGGCAUAGGCUAUAUGUAGUAGCUAGCAUAUCUGUAGAACUGUGCUUCCAGAAUGAACUGUGACAAUUAGUAUGAAUCACAUUAUCUGCAUGUGAGGAAAAACAUCUUAAAUUUUUAUACACCUGGAGCAGUAAUUGUAUUGCAGCUGUCCAAAAAAAUAAAAAGGCUGGAAAGCUGGAA